Molecule: messenger RNA, 1179 nt
Organism: Parnassius apollo (apollo)
Lineage: Eukaryota; Metazoa; Arthropoda; Insecta; Lepidoptera; Papilionidae
Source: the annotation of a GenBank genome assembly
AUGGCUCGGCUCACGGAAGAGAUGGUUAUCGCACGAUCAAAGCAGUCGGACCUCUCCGCAAUAAAGAAAUUGAACUGUUGGGGUGCAGAGUUGGGAGACGUUACCUUGCUUCGACGAAUGCCCAAUGUGGAGGUAUUAGCGCUAAGUAUAAACAAGAUCCGCACACUUGACGACUUCGCCGGUUGUCGGCGGCUUCGUGAAUUGUACGUGCGUAAGAAUGAGAUUCGAGACCUGGCGGAGAUCCGUCAUCUGCGACAUCUGCCAGACCUCACAAGCCUCUGGCUUGAUGAGAAUCCCUGCACACAGCAUCCUGAAUACAGGAUGACGGUGCUGAGGAAUUUACCAAAUUUAGAGAAAUUAGACAAUGUUAUCGUCCAGCCUGAAGAGGUCCAAGAGGCAAUGCGACGUGGUGCUCACAUACCUGAUUCUGAUGACGAAGGAUAUCCCCAACAGCAGGAGACAUACGGUCAGUACCAACGACAGAGGUCGUGUGAGUCGAGUCCAGAGCGAGAGCCCGAGCCUUACUACGCAAGACCCGCGCCGAGACACGAACAGAAAUUGGGGUGCCAUAAAGAGAAAAGCAGAACCGGAAUCAAUCACGUUAUGCAUAAGGGCAGCGACAGUUCGGCGGAGGGUGCUCACGAGCCGCCAUCGGAGCCCCCGCGCUUCGAAACCAAUCAGCCGUGUCCCUUGUCGCCAGUACGACGCGGUGCCUCGCCAGAACCGGACGAAAGAUACGAGCAUCCAGCAAUGACCAGUUCACACUAUGAGACGCGCACUGGCCCCAGAUCGCCUGAUGCUGCUUCCUUGAGGCAUUCCGUGUCCGCACACAAUGUUAAGGAAUACUCAUAUCCUACGAAUGGCGACUGGCGGCACUGUGGUGGCGCGGUCUCAACGCCUCACUGCCACGAGCCUUACAGCGAACGUACAGACAGGUCGGAAGUGUAUCAACCGCGUGAGUGGGAGCGAGAGAGGGAGAUAGAAAGAGAGAAGCGGGACAGGGAGUAUCCGUCGGCCGUGAUGGCUGAGCACCGUGGUUUUACGCGACGACCUGUGACUAGAAACUCCAACCUGUUAUCUGCGGUGCUAUGCCUCGUCAAAGAACUUGACUACCCGAGCUUAGAGGUAGCUGAAAUGGCGGUUAGAUGUCGCAUGGAUGAGCUAGCGAACAGUCAGUGA